CUCUCGAGUCCAUAAAUACCCCCUGCUUCCCUCCCUUCCUCCCCAAACCCUAAAUCCCGAAGCGAGCGAACAAUGGCGAUGGCCUCCUUCGUCCCUGUCGUCUCCCUCCUUGCCCUCUUGGCGCCUGCGGCGGGGCGCAUUCCCGGCGUCUACACCGGCGGCCAGUGGCAGAGCGCCCACGCCACCUUCUACGGCGGCAGCGACGCGUCAGGCACCAUGGGAGGGGCAUGUGGGUACGGGAACCUCUACAGCCAGGGAUACGGGGUCGAGACGGCAGCGUUGAGCACGGCGCUGUUCAACGAGGGGCAGAGCUGCGGGGCGUGCUUCGAGAUCAAGUGCGCGGAGGACCCGCAGUGGUGCCACCGCGGGAGCCCCUCCAUCUUCAUCACCGCCACCAACUUCUGCCCGCCCAACUAUGCGCUCCCCUCCGACGACGGCGGGUGGUGCAACCCGCCCCGCCCCCACUUCGACCUCGCCAUGCCUGCGUUCCUCAAGAUCGCCGAGUACCGGGCCGGGAUCGUCCCCGUCUCCUUCCGAAGGGUGCCGUGCAGGAAAUCCGGGGGGAUCCGGUUCACCAUCCACGGCUUCAAGUACUUCAACCUGGUGCUGAUCACCAACGUGGCGGGCGCCGGCGACAUCGUCCGCGCCAGCGUGAAGGGGUCGCGCACCGGUUGGAUGCCCAUGUCCCGCAACUGGGGCCAGAACUGGCAGUCCAACGCCGUCCUCGUCGGCCAAUCCCUCUCCUUCCGCGUCACCGGCAGCGACCGCCGCACCUCCACUUCCUGGAACAUCGUCCCUUCCACUUGGCAGUUCGGCCAGACCUUCGAGGGCAAGAACUUCCGCGUCUAACACUGCAACUCGAAUGCUUCUCCACUCUCCUUCCUUUUAGUGACAUGGAGGUGGCUGUCUGUGUGUGCGUCAGAGACUUUGACUGCGUGUUUUGGUAGUCUUCGAAGGCAAUGGCGCUGAAGUGGCUGCAGACCUGAAGUGAGUCUUGUGGCCCGCAGCUGCUCACGUGUCCGAAUUGGUCUUACAUUGUAGUAGUAGUAGUAGUAGAAGUAUGUAGCGUUGCUUGUGAUGCGACUUCUUUUA
Molecule: messenger RNA, 1092 nt
Organism: Musa acuminata AAA Group (dessert banana)
Lineage: Eukaryota; Viridiplantae; Streptophyta; Magnoliopsida; Zingiberales; Musaceae
Product: expansin-A7
Exons: 3
Coding region: 73-849 (258 amino acids)
Biological process (GO): plant-type cell wall organization
Cellular component (GO): extracellular region
Source: RefSeq, a predicted model, not a curated record